UUAUUUUGAAAGUCACGCUCGAUGGGCACGAGCUGCUUGAGUCCUUGUAGUUGAGGUCAGCCGGAGACCCGCGUGAGCUACUGGGAGUCUGUGGAGGUACAGCAAGAAUGGUGAUGAAGAUAAGAAAGUUGCUAAGUCAUGGAUAGGCCGCCACAAUGACACAUGAGACCCUUACAAGCUCCCAGCUGUCUGUCAAGGCUGCUGCCCUGCGCAUGGUCGACUUGCCACUCUCCGUGUACAGCUCUCUGGCACAGGUGAGUGUCAGCACAGGCACCAAGAAGCUGGUAGCAGCCACUGCCUUUGGCGCUGCUUCGCUUCUCUUCCUUGCACGCCACUUCCAGAGGAGGAAGGGCAGAAAGAAGGCUCUCUCACCUCAGUGGGAGCAGGAUGGCUUUGAGCUUCUCUCCCCGGCCUCAGCAGAGAACGAUAACACCAGUCAAAACAUCACUCUCUCCCUCAACUCCAAGAAUGGCUACUCCUCUGGUCUGGUUGUCGCCACAGGAGACUACAGAAAACUGCCUGGGUCUCUGCUGAACCUGGCCUCGGUAAAAAGCAUGAACUCAUCCAGCAGCAGUACCUGCGCAAAUGAAUCCACCUGUUGGGACAGAGUGGGGGAAGCUGAUGUCUGCAGUGUGGUCAACUUACCUGUCACCACACCUGAAAACCUGUACCUUAUGGGUAUGGAUUUAUUUGAGGAGGCCCUAAGGCGGUGGGAGGAAGCGUUGACAUUCAGGAGCAGGCAGGGCGAGGACGAUGCCAGCUGUGCAUCUGUCAAAACAGAAGCUGGAGACGUCAUCGCUGAGCGGAGCAUGGAGGGCGUCAUCAGCACAGAGUUCACCCACAGGCUGAAGUCUCUGCUGCAGAGGGCUUAUAGCCUCCAGGAGGAGUUUGAGGGAGUGUUGUGCAUGUCAGAGCCCUCAUCCCACAGCAGCAGUCACGAGAAAAUGGCAGACCUUUCGGCCAGAGAGGAGCUGGACGACGCCUGUCUGAGAGACAGCAUCAGCAUCGCCUCCACUGACUCAUUUGUGUCUGCUGCUGAGCUGUCGGAGCACAGAGAGCUGAGGAGUGUCUUCCCUCUCGGUCAUCACCCUUUCUACGAGGAGGCCCUGCAGAUGGCCGAGGAUGGCAAGAUCUCCUGCAGGGUGCUGCGGACAGAGAUGCUGGAGUGUCUUGGGGACGUAGAUUUCCUGGCCAAGUUGCACUGUGUUCGGCAGGCAUGUCAGCUCAUUUUGUGCGAGAGAACGACCAGGAUGUUUCUGGCUGACACAGGAAAGAAAAUACUGUCUUCCAUUAUUGUUAAAGCACAGAAGAGCCCAAAGAGAUUCGAAGAAGAGUUUGAGGAGAUGAUUUCCUUCCUGGAGCACACAGAGCACUGGGAAAACACAGAGGUGGAGCUGGCCACACGAGGGGUGAAGCACUUGAAUUUCUAUGACAUAGUGCUGGACUUCAUCCUGAUGGACUCAUUUGAGGAUCUGGAGAAUCCACCAAUCUCCAUCCUGAACGUGAUCAACAACCGGUGGCUCAACAGCUCCUUUAAGGAGACGGCGGUGGCAUCUAGCUGUUGGUCCGUUAUGAAGCAGAAGAGACAACACAUAAAGGUCCCUGAUGGCUUCAUUGCCCAUUUCUACGCUGUGUGUGAACAGAUCAGCCCCGUUCUGGCCUGGGGCUUUCUGGGGCCCAAGAGUUCCCUGCACGACCUAUGCUGCUUCUUCAAGGAUCAGGUGCUGUACUUCCUAAAGGACAUUUUUGACCUGGACAAAGUACGUUACUCUUGUGUGGAGAGCCUCGCAGAGGACAUGCUCCACCUGUUACACCGCCACUCUGAACUAUUGCUGGCGUACCUGGGAGCAGACUCCCUGCUGCACGUCACCAGCUGCAAUCCUCCCCAGGUCCAGCUAAUGCCCAGUGCCCUGCUGGAGGCGCGAGUGCAGUGAGGAGAGCCAGGGUCAUCAAACGCCAUACACAGAAAUCGCAGAAUUUAUUCGGCGAGUUCACGCCAACUGUCGGACCGAUCACAUCUCCUAUCCUAUUUAUGUAUUUGAGGAGCCAUAUAAACUGUACAAGCUGUCUGCCUUCACACUGGAUCAUUAUCUCCUCUCCCCAGCCCCCUUCCAUUGUGCCAUGGCAGUGCACGUUAGUCUUAAAAUAUCAUAGCAAUAAUGUGUAAAUUAAUCUGCUGAGAGACUGGCAUUAAUUCUCUUGCAGUAGAUAUUUCGCUGUAUAAAUUAAGGCAUAUUUAAUGCAGUUAAGAGCACUGUGUGUGAAGAAAAUGUACUUUACAAUAUUUAUUUUACUAUACAGCUACAUUUUAUUUUUUAGAAGAUGUAGUUUUACAUGUACGCAUCAAUGGAUUUGUGAUCAGCUUCAAACAUGCGUUAGUAUGAAUACCAGUGUUGUAUUAACAUCCAUCUUAAUGAGCAUCAGCAAUGCAAAACCAUUAAAUGUACUUGUUUGUUAUAAGCAUGUUGCACAGGAAGUCCUUGAACAAAGACAGAGAAAUCUAAAAUGUGUUGAUUGGAGUCACAGGGUCAGACUAUAAGUUGCUUUUGUGGCCCCCAGACUCAAACCUUCAAGCAAUAUUUAAAAUGAAGCCUGGCACAUGCAUCUUACAAGGCCCUAAUCCCCUUCAUACCACCAGCUACAGGAAAUAAAAUAUACAACAGUAUUGCAUAAUCCUACAGCUGUUAAACAAGUUGUGCCACACAGUUUUCAUGACAUGCAAACGCACAAGCUGCCUUAUCAUCAAUGGACAUAUUAAAGCCUUUAUCAGAGUGUCAGUCUGAAAAACACUGCAAUGCAAAUUGUCUGCUCUACUGUUCAGUCACUGCCGUGUACAGAACAUGCGCAACAUGAGCACUUUCAGCAGUGAAGUAAAACUAUACUGAAAAUGAGUUGAAUCCAAAAAGCUAGAUGCAUAUUAAUGAGCGCUUUUGCUUUAAGUAGUAUUUCUACACGGUAUUGUUACUUAGAGCCAAGUUCUGUAUAAGAAUGCAUACUGACAUUCAGCUGAAAGCCAAUGAGGCCACACAGUCCGAGUUCUGUCUUAUCAAGCAGUUCUUCAGUUUGUUUUGGGUUUUUUUUAUACCCUCAAAAGUCUUGGUUUCCCAUACAGCUGUAUUUCAGACUGAUGAUUGGACAAAAUUUUUCCCCAUGGGCUCUAGCAACAUGGGCUGGGAUUUGUUUAAAAUAUAUAGAUCAAAAUGACUAAGAAAAUAACGGCAUUAAUGGAAAUUACUGAACUGCAGUCGCCAUAGGUGACACAGAAGGUCUCCAACUUUGGAAGAUCCUCAUGUUAAAACGGACCAGAAUCGGGGAUUGACUUGUCUUUAAUCAUAAUCUCAUUAGAAAAAGGAUCGAUGUAGGGCCAGUAGCAGCAGGUUUUUCAAUGUACAGAUGAGCAUGAGUAUUGUUUUAAACCAGGUGGCUCUUAUUUUAGCAACACAGGGAAGAAGGUUUUAAAUUUGAGUUUACAUUGUGUGUAUAAAUUAAGCAAAUAGACUGUUCUCUAUAAUGUAAAAUAAAACUUCAAGUCCGGUUA
Messenger RNA from Micropterus salmoides (largemouth bass), 3538 nucleotides. RefSeq names its product mitoguardin 1 (gene miga1). The transcript has 16 exons. The record is from RefSeq and is a predicted model, not a curated record. Gene Ontology annotation, biological process: mitochondrial fusion. NCBI's taxonomy places the organism in Eukaryota, Metazoa, Chordata, Actinopteri, Centrarchiformes, Centrarchidae. The coding region runs from base 156 to 1934 and encodes 592 amino acids.